CUUAAUGCCUUUUUCAGUUUGAUUGUCUACAUGGAGAUCAGGGUGAUAAGUUUCAAUAAACAUAUAGACGCCCCCCACCCACCCCCAUUAGCUAGAAAAGACCAGGACUGGGUUGCUUUAAAUGAACCAAGCUUGACCAACAAACAAGACAACCAUUUGUUCACUCAGAUCUAGCCGAAGUAACUCACAAGUGCACCUUGAGAUCCUCCAUGUGUCUGUCAACAGUGAUAGCCAGGAUCUGCGCCCAGCUCAUGCUGCAUUCUAAGAACUCUCAUUUCAUUUGCAUAUAACAUUCAUUACAGGAAGUAAUUAACUGAAGGAACGGCAUCAUCAAAGGCUCAAGGAUAAUGGAAACCGUCAUCAUGAUUAUCUACUGGGACCUCAUCAGCCACGAUGAGAUGUUCUUCAACAGCUACAAGAUCCAGGAAAUCACAGACGGGCUGCGCCUGGAGGUGGAAGGGAAGAUAGUCAAUAGGACAGAAGGUAACAUUUUUGACUCGCUCAUUGGUGGAAAUGCCUCCACUGAAGGCCCUGAGGGGAAAGGUACCGAAAGCACAGUAAUCACUGGUGUUGAUACUGUCAUGAAUCAUCACCUGCAAGAAACAAGCUUCACAAAAGAAGCCUACAAUAAGUGCAUCAAAGAUUACAUGAAAUCAAUCAAAGGCAAACUGGAAGAACAGAGACCAAAAAGAGUAAAACCUUUUAUGACAGGAGCUGCAGAACAGAUCAAGCACAUCCUUGCUAAUUUCAAAAACUCAGAAAACAUGAAUCCAGAUGGCAUGGUUGCUCUGGACUACUGUGAGGAUGGUGUGAUCCGAUAUAUGAUUUUCUUUAAGGAUGGUUUAGAAAUGGAAAAAUGUUAACAAAUUUGGCAAUUAAUUUGGAUCUAUCACCUGUCAUCAUAACUGGCUUCUAUUUGUCAUCCACACAACACCAGGACUUAAGACAAAUGGGACUGAUAUCAUCUUGAGUUCUUCAUUAUUUUGACUGAUUUAUUUGGAGUUGAGGCAUUGUUUUUAAGAAAAACAUGUCAUGUAGGUUGUCUAAAAGUAAAAUGCAUUUAAACUCAAAAAAAAAAAAA
Nomascus leucogenys (northern white-cheeked gibbon) is the source of this 1081-nucleotide messenger RNA. RefSeq names its product TPT1-like protein. Gene Ontology annotation, cellular component: cytoplasm. NCBI's taxonomy places the organism in Eukaryota, Metazoa, Chordata, Mammalia, Primates, Hylobatidae. Gene Ontology annotation, molecular function: calcium ion binding. The record is from RefSeq and is a predicted model, not a curated record.